AAUUAACUUUUACAGUCGAUUCUCUUGGAAAUUAACUUUUACAGUCGAAUCUCUUGGAAAUUAACUUUUACAGUCGAAUCUCUUGGAAAUUAACUUUUACAGUCGAAUCUCUUGGAAAUAUCUUGGAAAAGUCAAAUCUCUUAGAAAUCUCUUGGAAAAGUCAAAUCUCUUAGAAAUCUCUUGGAAAAGUCAAAUCUUGAAAUUAAAUCCUCCACGUCAAAUCUCUUAGAAUUAAUUUCUCCACGUAGCUUAUGGGCUUUAUGGCCUUUGGGCCAUAUUUUAAAUUUUAGCGCAAACAAUGCCCCCUAUAUAAUUGGCUUUUUAGAAAUAAAGCCAUUUAUAUAUAUAUAUUCUUGUAGCUAAAUUUGAAAUUUUUUAGAUUUCAUAUGGUUAGGCCUAAGGUUUUAUUUUCUGAAAUUGAUAAAGCUUUUUGGAGGUGUGAAAAUCCAUUAGAAACAAUGGAAUUAAAUUCACAAAAAGCAAAAGGUGGAGAAAUUUCAGAAGUUGAACAAGAUUCUCCCCCAAAAAAAUUAGAGCAAAACCCUAAUUCCAAAGCUCAAAUCAAUUUUUCUCCCAAUCUAAAAAAUACUAAACCCCAAAAGAUGUCAAUAAUUGGAGAAGGAAAGGAAACAACCACCGCCAAGACAAACACGGCAGUCGGCAGCUCCCCCUCUCCCACGGCAGCAGGUGCGUGUUCAGCUCCAAUCCCAGGCGUUUCAGUGGCGGUGAAAUCAGGCAACGGCAGCGUCAUCCCUCUCCGCCAGCAGCUCGACUCGGUGGCCAGCAGCCGCGACCUUCCUUUCCAGCAGCAGCAGUUUAAUCCGGUGGCCAGCAGCGGCGGCGUCGUCCAUCUCCGCCAGCAGCUCGAUCCAGUAGCCAGCAGCGGCGAUCUUCUUUUCCAGCAGCAGCUCGGCGUGGUGGCCAGCAGCAGUGGCGCUGUUCCUUUGGCCAGCAGCAGCGGUGCUCUUUUCCAGCAGCAGCUCGGCGUGGUGGCCAGCAGCAGUGGCGCUGUUCCUUUGGCCAGCAGCAGCGGUGCUGCUCCUUCCCAACAGCAGCUCAAUCCGGUGGCCAGCAGCCAUCCUUCUGCAGCUACUCCUUUUGGACUCAAUUCGGCUUCUAUUCCGAAUUCUGCAAUUUCUACAGAGUUGCCCUGUGCUCCUCUAGCAAAUAAACUUUUGCACAAAGACCUGUUUCAGUCUUCAGGUUCUCUUGCUUCCAACAACACCAAUUUUUCUGAGUUUGCGGCAAAUAAACCAGCUUUUACCUCUUUUACCAUGAAAACCAAUUUCACUCCUUCCAUAGGUGUAGGAUCUCGGGCUGUAGCCAUUCCAAUUUCUCCUCUACUUGCCGCACUGACCAAUGGAAAACAAAAUAUUGAGAAGAAUUUUUACUCACAGAUUCUAGAUCCCUCUCUUCUUGCACCUUUCCCUCCUUACAUCCUCUUCAAGUAA
This is a messenger RNA of Mercurialis annua (annual mercury), 1451 nucleotides long. RefSeq lists its product as uncharacterized. The record is from RefSeq and is a predicted model, not a curated record. Lineage: Eukaryota; Viridiplantae; Streptophyta; Magnoliopsida; Malpighiales; Euphorbiaceae. The coding region runs from base 387 to 1451 and encodes 354 amino acids. The transcript has 5 exons.